AUGAAUCGACCCCAAUAUUACUCUAAUCCAAGCCUCGCUCUGUGCCCUGGAAAUAUGGCGAUAUCUCUUCUCUUACAGCACUUCCCCUACGGCACCUACACCCCUAGAAGCCCCGCUCUUCCGUACAAUAUCCAUCCAUAUUACGACUCCUUCCCUCGAGAGCGCCCCGAAACCACCGCGGAAACCCGGCAAGGAGUAAAAUGGAGGCAAUGAAUAAAACAAAACAAAAAUAAGAAUUGACCGUAGGGUGGAUCAAACGCAUACAAGAUCUAAUAGGGACCGAGACCUAGCAUACCAUCCUGGACGCGUCGAUUUUUCAGUCAAAACUUUUACCAAGAAUGUCUCUUUGCCGCUAGGUUCCAUCUAAAAGCCGCCCUGACAUAUGAUAUGACAGAAAAGAAAAAGUAUAUGAUAUGAUACCUCGAAUGAUCACAGGCACUGUAUAGCCCAACACCAAUACUUUCGGAAAAAAUUGGCGCCACUUUUAUCUCCGAGGGAUGUCUGUCUCAGGGAGCGUCGCGGUGUUUCUAAAUUUGCGCGCGCCGAGCACGGGCAUUGAUUUCAGCGGCCCACAACUCCAGAUUUUGAUUAGAGUCCGCGGAUGGGGGCAGAUAAGUGGGUGUGGUAGCCCCCCCUGUGGUCGGUUUGUUCGGGACACGAUAAGCCCUUCAUGGCCAUCGAAUGGAACAGUAAUAUA
This is a messenger RNA of Tuber melanosporum (Perigord truffle), 697 nucleotides long. RefSeq lists its product as uncharacterized. The transcript has a single exon. The coding region runs from base 1 to 213 and encodes 70 amino acids. The record is from RefSeq and is a predicted model, not a curated record. NCBI's taxonomy places the organism in Eukaryota, Fungi, Ascomycota, Pezizomycetes, Pezizales, Tuberaceae.